Messenger RNA from Acaulospora morrowiae, 1734 nucleotides. NCBI's taxonomy places the organism in Eukaryota, Fungi, Glomeromycota, Glomeromycetes, Diversisporales, Acaulosporaceae. The record is from the annotation of a GenBank genome assembly.
AUGAUCGACGUCUCUGAGAGCCGACCGCGCGGAAGAGACAAAGAAGUCAGAGAAACUCUCUCAUAUCAUGAAAAGUUGAAUAUGUAUGCGGUGAUAACUACAAUGGUUCUGUACAUCGCUUCCGUCGUGCCUAUAUGUUAUUGGAGAACUCCUGAUCUUAUUUCGAGUGUAUACUUAAACUAUUUUAUCGCGUUGGCUAUUGUCUUUGCAAUCAAUAUCUGUAGCUUGUGUGCCAACCGUGUCUCGACAGCAUUUUGCGCGGGAACAAUAGUUACCAACUUUACGAUUAUUUUUUAUUUACAAGUCAUGGGUUCGCGACGUAUCGAUAAAAACAAGAACACAAAUGAUUUCAAUGUCGGUGGUGGAGGUCUCUUUCUUAUUCCACUUUUUAGCUACAUCUUGUUGGGACGUAAAUUCGCAAGGGUUACUGCUGUAUUCAUGCUUCUUCUUUUUGCGAUUGAAGCAUUUUGGCCCAUGACGACUAUGCCAGAUGAAGAGAUGCCGGAAUUGCAAAUCAUUUCUCUGAUCAUUUCCAUCUUAAUGUUUUUUAUAUCUGCCGCUUUUUCCGGGGAACGAGACAUCUUGUCAGGACUCAGAAUGAUCAAUGUAGAAAAUCAGACGAGAAAAACAUUCUUGCAAACAAUUAGUCACGAAAUUAGGACACCCAUACACGGGAUUUUGGCAAAUUCCGAAAUACUGUGCAAAACUCCAAUGUCAUCUGCGCAGUACGCACUUACUCUGGCAAUUCAAGAUGCUUGCAUGAAUGUUUUUGAUAUGGCUGAUCAUGUUUUACACCUAGCUGAGGAAAGUACAUGCAUAAUGCAUUAUAAAAGCUCAUUAAUAGGUGUCGAUUUGUUAGCUACCGAAUCCGAGAAAUUCGACCUUUACUUAGUGACGGAACGAAUCAGUGAUGGAAUGGACAUUCUUUUUGAAGUGCAAGGGGUCGAUUUCGAUUUCGACUAUCAAGUGCCAUUUUCACAGUCAAUCUAUGUUGGAGUUCCUGGUGCGAUAGAAAAAGCAAUAAUCAAUUUAAUGGGAACUUUGUUAAACGUUUUUCUGACCGGGAAACUUUUGUUCACCGUGAAACCCCGAGAAACCUCAGCAGGAAUAAGUGAUGAAUCACGUGUUUCUCAUUUGAUAUUUGAGAUCACAGCGGCUGGGAACCUAACAAACACGGAUUUUUCUCAAGAGAAUUAUGAGAUCAAGUUUAUCAAUACAUUGACCAAUGCACUUGGCGGCACCUUCACGCCUACAUUCUCCCUAAAGGAUUGGAACACAUCGACUUCCUCAAUCACUUUUACAAUUGAACUUCCAAUGAAAUCUGGAAUAGAGGAAUGUGAUCAAAGCGGCAACGUCAAACCUCUUCCAUUACGUUACGUCAAAGUACAAGCUCAAGCCGAUGUCGAUCACUUGAAAGUUGAUGUAAUUCGAUCCGACGAAGAAUCUAGAACUGUAAAAAGAGUCAUCGCCUUUCUUAAUGAGUUCGAAAUGCGGUCCCAAAUUUAUACUUUUCACGAUGUCAUAAAAUUAGAUGAAGCUAACACAAUUAUUCUUGAUUUGUCGGGUAUCCGCGUCGAGCAAAUUUCCAUCAUUUUCAAAAUCGCUAAAGAGAAUGAUAUCUUUGUCAUUUGUCUCACAUCACUUCUGAGACAUGUCGAAAUUUCAGAAAAAAUCGAAUUACUUGAUAGUGAAGUUUAUUUUAUUAAUAAGGUAUCGGUUUGUUUUAUGUCAUGA